This is a messenger RNA of Plasmodium gaboni, 1257 nucleotides long. RefSeq lists its product as hypothetical. The coding region runs from base 1 to 1257 and encodes 418 amino acids. The record is from RefSeq and is a predicted model, not a curated record. The transcript has a single exon. NCBI's taxonomy places the organism in Eukaryota, Apicomplexa, Aconoidasida, Haemosporida, Plasmodiidae.
AUGAAAGAUGUGAUUAUGAAUGAAGAAAAAUGUAAUGAUAUUGAGAAAUAUUAUAGGAACCCUUUUAUUAGUACGAAAGAAGAUUAUUUACAUGAAAGGAUUGAAAAGAUUAUAUGUUCGAUACUCCUAAGCAGAAAUAUAAAGAAAGCCAACUGUUUAGUGCUGGAUAUAUUAUUUGAUAUAUUUAUGAAAAUAAUAAAAACGAUAGGAUAUCAUUGUAAAAAAUUAUCAUCUCUUAGAGGUAGUCAUGUUGUAAAUUAUAUAGAUAUAAAAUAUUGCCUAAAAUUAGCUUUUUAUAAUAUAUAUAAUGAAAUAUAUAUAUUGAAAGAUUAUUCCAAACUAUAUCAAGAUAUUAUUUAUUAUCAUAUAUAUGAUGAAGAUGACAAUAAUAAAAAUAAUCUACAUAAUAACAAUGAAAUUAAUAAUAACAAUUUUAUUAUUUGUGAUGAUAAUCAAGAACAUGUAGGAGAAGAUGAUGGAUUUUAUAAUAAGAAUGAAGAAAGUAAUUUAAGAAAAUCCACAUGUUCAAUGAAGGUAAUAAAAGAAAAAGAAAAUUAUAUUAAUGUUGUUCAAAAUUCUUAUUUAUAUUAUAAACAUUUAUGUACUAAAAAAAAUAAUAAUACAUAUGAUGUAAUAAAUAAUCUUAAUAGUACUAAUAAUUUAUUUACAAAUGAAUUUAAUAACAAAAAUAUACAAGAUGGUAAUUUAUCAAAUAGCGAAUGUGUUAAUAUUUUAUCUUUGAGAGAAAAUAUUAAUGUCGAAAAAUAUAAAGAAAUCAUGAUGUUAAAAAAAAAUUAUAUACAUGAUCAUAUGCCUAUUAUACCUUUAUCAAUAAAUAGAAAAGAAAAAAUAACUGGAUUUAUAAAUGAAAAGGAUAAUAAUACAUAUGACCAUAUGAAAUUACAAUCAAAUAAUUUAUUAAACAAUGAUGAACAAAAUAUACAUUCAUCAUCCUACUCAUCAUCUUCGUCAUCAUCCUCUUCAUCAGAUGACAGUCAGGAAAGCAAAAAAAAAUUAAGCGAUUUUUCAAAUAAAAAUUAUAAUUAUUUAAACAAAUACAAUGAUCAUUCGAAUUUAUCACAACAUAUAAUAAAUGAACAUACUAAAGAAAAUAUAUCAAAAGAAAAAAUUGAAAUAUUAAAUCUUCUUCCAAGAUUAAAAGAUAUUUAUGUACAAAAUGCAAAACAAAAAAAUGACCUGAACAAGUCAGAAAGUCAGGUCUUUAAUUCGCUUAACAUAUUUGAGCAGUUCGAUUAA